AUCUGAUAGGUCACAUACAGUCAUACAACCGACACGACCGGUUGCUACUACACAGUACACAGUACACGCCAGUUGACGCCAGUCUCUCCCACUAGCUGUCAGUGAAUCGUUGUCAAUAUGGCUAAAAUACACAACUUCGGCGCAGGACCAGCUAAGUUGCCUGAACAGGUAUACGAAUUGAUCAAAAAUGAGUUAACCAACUUCGAAGGAACGGGUAUUAGUUUACUGGAGACGAGUCACAGAACUGCCCCAUAUUUGAAGCUCAACACAGAGACACAGAAUGUCGUCAGGAGGCUACUGGACGUACCUAACAACUACAAGAUCCUGCUGCUGCAGGGCGGCGGGCAGGGCCAGUUCGCUGGGGUGCCCCUCAACCUCAUCUCGAGAACCGGCACUGCUGAUUAUGUCGUCACUGGUGCCUGGUCAGCCAAAGCCGCCAAGGAGGCGAAGAAGUAUGGCAAGGUGAACAUGGUGCUGAACAUUGACAAAUACACCGGCAUCCCCGACCAGUCCGAGUGGAAGCUCGACCCCAACGCCUCAUACGUUUAUAUCUGCACCAACGAGACUAUACAUGGAGUGGAAUUUGACUUCAUUCCCGACACGAAGGGAGUUCCUCUAGUUGCCGACAUGUCUUCCAACUUUAUGUCCAAGAAAGUCGAUGUUUCUAAGUUCGGAGUAAUCUUCGGUGGUGCACAGAAGAACAUCGGCACAGCGGGCGUGGUGAUGGUGAUUGUGAGAGAGGAUCUCCUCAACCAGGCACUCCCGGUGUGCCCCUCCGUCCUGGACUGGACGGCCAACGCCAAGGCCGACUCCAUCCUGAACACGCCGCCUAUGUUCGCUAUCUACGUGAUGAACCGAGUGCUACUGUGGAUCGAGCAGCUGGGCGGGCUAGAAAAGAUGGCCGAAUUAGCCACCAAGAAGUCCGCAAUGGUCUAUGACGUCAUCGACCAGUCCAACGGCUUCUACUACGCGCCAGUUGCCAAGAAGGAUAGAAGCAAAAUGAACAUCCCCUUCCGAAUUGGCGCGGCGACGGGAGAUGAUGCGUUGGAGAAACAGUUCUUGAAGGAGGCUGAAGCGAUGAAGCUUAUCCAGCUUAAAGGACACAGAGACGUCGGCGGUAUCAGAGCAUCCACAUACAACGCUGUCACAGUUGAGGAAGUGGCGACUCUUGUCGCCUUCAUGAAAGACUUCAUGAAGAGACAUGCUAAGUGAUUUUGAACUCUCUUGUCUUAAAUUUAAGAAUUUAAAUCAAAUAAGAUUAUAUAGACUUAUUUAUCUGGUUACUAUUUUCAUGUCAAAUAACAUUAAGUUUUAAAUCUAAACUAUCAACCGACGACGUAUCUACAUUAUAAACAUAUCUUUGUCCUUUAUUUAAAGCUGAAAGACUGUAAGUCCUUAUUGUUUUUAAAAUAUUAUUGUAAUAAUUAAUGUAUUACUUUUAUUACAAUAUUAUAAGUUAGAUGUUAAGUAAAACGAACAAUUUGAAAUUGUGGCUGUGUUGAAAAAUUAUAUUUUUGAUAAA
Molecule: messenger RNA, 1522 nt
Organism: Aricia agestis (brown argus)
Lineage: Eukaryota; Metazoa; Arthropoda; Insecta; Lepidoptera; Lycaenidae
Product: probable phosphoserine aminotransferase
Exons: 8
Coding region: 118-1212 (364 amino acids)
Biological process (GO): L-serine biosynthetic process
Cellular component (GO): cytoplasm
Molecular function (GO): O-phospho-L-serine:2-oxoglutarate transaminase activity; pyridoxal phosphate binding
Source: RefSeq, a predicted model, not a curated record